Messenger RNA from Diatraea saccharalis (sugarcane borer), 1630 nucleotides. Lineage: Eukaryota; Metazoa; Arthropoda; Insecta; Lepidoptera; Crambidae. The record is from the annotation of a GenBank genome assembly.
CAUCCUAGAAGUUGCUGGCUCCACAGAUAAAAUAUGGACAAUAUGAAAAACGUAACACAAAUUAAUUUUGUCGUAAUAAUCUUAGGUGUUUUAAUUGGUAUCCAAUUUUCAGAGGCAAAUGUGUACACGGAUGAGAGUAUUCUUGAAGACGCAAGAUUGGACACCUUCUCAAUUAUUAAAAAGUAUGGAUAUCCUAGUGAGAUACACAGAGCCUUCGCAGACGAUAAAUACAUAUUGGAGAUGCACAGAAUACCACACAGCGUAAAUAAUAUCCACCAGGGACCAAGACCGGUUGUAUUCCUUAUGCAUGGUCUUCUAUCGUCUUCCGCUGAAUGGGUCAUGAUGGGCCCAAACAAAGGACUUGCUUACAUUCUAUCCGAAGCCGGCUAUGAUGUUUGGAUGGGCAACGCACGUGGCAACACCUACUCCCGAAACCACGUAAUCCUAGGGCCCUCUUCUUCUGCAUUCUGGAAGUUCAGCUGGCACGAGAUCGGUUACUACGACCUCCCUGCCAUGAUCGACUACAUUCUUAAAGAGACCGGUGUCCCAAAAAUCCAUUACAUUGGAUUCUCUCAGGGGACCACUGCUUUUUGGGUUAUGACAUCAACGAGACCGGAAUACAACGACAAAAUUAUAGCUAUGCAAGCGCUCGCACCCGUCGCCUUCUUAUCAAACGUUAGAAGUCCUCUAGUAAAGGCCAUUGCACCGUUCACCAACUCGUUGGAAACGAUUUUUAAAAUUCUGGGUAGAAACGAAUUUCUUACGGAUGGUAAAAUAAAUGAUAUGGCUGGACAGUCUUACUGCGUAGAAGAAGCCAUCACUCAAGUACUAUGUACGAAUCUCCUAUUCCUGUUGUGUGGGUACAACAGCGAACAAUUAAAUUCGACAAUGGUACCAGUUAUAGUAGGUCAUACGCCUGCAGGAGCAUCCACCCGACAAAUCGUCCACUUUGGUCAAAUAUACAAUUCAAACAAAUUCAGGCACUUCGACCAUGGAUUAAUUGGAAAUAAAAUGACUUACGGAUCAUUUAAACCACCGACGUACAAUUUGAGUGCCAUUAGUACACCAAUAUUUCUGCAUUAUUCUGACAACGACUGGUUGGCAUCACCAAAAGACGUUGAUACACUGUCCAAAGAAAUAAACUCUGUCGUUGGCAAGUAUAGAGUGCCGAUGGCGAAAUUCAAUCACGUAGAUUUUGUAUUUGCUAUCGACGCAAAAAAGCUUAUUUAUGAUCGUAUGAUGAACAUAAUGGCCCAAUUUAACACAUGAAAUAAUACAUUUAAGUUUAUGCAGUACAUAUAUUAUUAUUUCGACAUGAAAUAUUAACUAAUAUUACAUACAUGUUACUAGGAAAUAGUCUUUUAUUUGCCUUCUGUAGUAUAAAACUUCUGGGAGAAUAUUUAGUAAUUUAUAGACUCACAAAAUUAGAUACAGAACUAACAGUAUCAGUGCAAAAAGUGGAACAGGAUGGUGACGAUUUACUUUUAUUAAGCCUGCAAAAUGUUGCAUCGAUAUCAUCUUUCAUAUUAUUUCUUUUGUUGGAUACAAUUUUGAUUUCUCUUUUCACCAUUUCUCCAAAAGUAUUACGAACUGAAAAUCAAUUUAAAUUAAAUCCGACCAAUUGCUAAUA